AUGUGGAUACAGAUGGGUGACAUUGGUYAACAGAAUGGUCUCAAGGUCAAGAUUGCGAUUGAUCGAGGUGGCACCUUCACAGAUUGCCUUGGCAUUAUCGAUGGACAGGAUGACAUUGUCGUGAAGCUCUUGUCACAAGACCCCUCCAAUUACGAGGAUGCUCCAAGAGAGGGAAUACGACGAAUCCUGCAACGAGCUACUGGGCAGAAGAUCUCGCGGGGUGAGAAAAUAGAUGUAAGCGGCCUUGCGGAUCUCAGUAUCCGUAUGGGCACAACUGUGGCGACAAAUGCUCUCCUGGAACGUAAGGGCGAUCGUGUGGCGCUCCUAAUCACCAAGGGGUUCCGAGAUGCGCUUCGCAUCGGCACGCAAUCAAGACCGAAGCUUUUCGAUCUGAACAUCGUUCGACCUGAUGUCUUAUACGAAGACGUAAUUGAAGUCGACGAGCGGGUCACUAUUGAGGAGUACCAGCAGAACCCGGAGCCCGAUAUAGCAGCGUUGGAAGCGUCGCUGCUCUCUGAUCCUGAUCUGCGCAAGGGCGUCUCUGGGGAGAUUGUGAGAGUCUUGGGGAAGCCGAGUGUAGAUUCGUUGCGACGAGACUUACAGACUCUGUUUGACAAGGGCUAUCGAUCAAUAGCCGUCUGUCUGGUGCACUCAUACACAUUCGCGGAGCACGAGUUGGUGGUGGAAAGCAUCGCCAAAGACAUUGGAUUCACCCAGAUAUCAUUGUCUAGCCAACUUCUACCCAUGAUCAAGAUGACAUCCCGUGGUAUAAGUGCGACCGCUGACGCAUAUUUGACUCCUGUGAUCAAGAAAUACGUGGAAAGCUUCCGAGCUGGGUUCAAAGAUGGUCUCACGGGUGAUAACACCCGUUGCGAGUUCAUGCAAAGCGAUGGUGGCCUUGUCAACUUUGAAAAAUUCUCUGGAUUACGGGCGAUCUUGUCAGGUCCUGCUGGAGGCGUUGUUGGCCACGCGCGUACUUCCUAUGAUCCUGAAGAUGGCGUGCCAAUCAUAGGAUUCGACAUGGGAGGUACAUCUACAGAUGUGUCGCGAUUUGAUGGCAAGUUUGAGCAUACCUUUGAAACUACAAUCUCCGGCGUGUCCAUUAUGGCUCCCCAGCUUGACAUCAAUACCGUAGCGGCUGGCGGUGGCAGUCGGCUUUUCUGGAAGAAUUCACUCUUCGUUGUUGGCCCGGAAAGUGCUGGUGCUCAUCCCGGCCCAGCAUGCUAUCGAAAGGGAGGUCCGCUAACGGUAACUGACGCCAAUCUUUUCCUCGGACGACUACUUCCAGAUUCAUUUCCCAAGAUCUUCGGUCCGAACGAGGAUGAACCACUAGACCUCGAAGUAACGAUGAAGCUGUUUACGCAACUCACAGAUCAGAUCAACAGCGAAACUGGUCAGCACAAAUCGCCAGAAGAAGUCGCUUUAGGCUUCAUUGAGGUCGCAAAUGAGUCAAUGGUCAAACCCAUCCGAUUGAUCACGGAAGCUCGCGGUUUUGACACAUCUGCCCAUCAUCUAGCUUGCUUCGGGGGUGCCGGUGGCCAGCAUGCCUGCGCAAUGGCGGCUUCCCUUGGAGUGCGGAAAGUGAUCGUUCACAGGUACUCUUCAGUUUUGUCCGCUUAUGGCAUGGCUCUUGCAGACCUUGUACAUGAAGCUCAAGAACCAGCAUCAGGUGCGGUCAAUGAUUCGACUCUGACUGCGAUACGAAGCAGGAUCGACGGGUUGAAAGAGAAGGCUACAAUGGCGCUAAUGGCCGAUGGAGCUGACCUAGUCAACAUUCAUAAUGAGGCAUAUCUGAACGUGCGGUAUCAAGGAACGGACAAUAGACUCAUGGUACCUGAACCAGCUGAUGGCGACUUCCGGGCUGCCUUCCAUAAGGAACAUGAGCGUGAAUUCGGCUUCACGUUCCCCGAGCGAGAAGUACUGGUAGAAGAUAUCCGGGUGCGAGGCGUUGGCUCAUCUUCGACUUUGCCAGCCGAAACUCCCCACAAGGAGUUCGGGGCCGUGACAACGACCGCGGCGCUGCCUGAACAACAGCGUACCGUAAGCAGAGUCACAUUUGCAACCAUUGGAACUGUAGAUACUCCCGUAUUUGAGCUGGGCAAGCUGGUCCCGGGAAAUACUGUUUCAGGUCCCGCGAUUCUGCUCGACAGCACACAAACACUAAUCGUAGAGCCUGGAGCGACGGCGACUAUCCUUUCCAAGCAUGUUAUCAUCGACGUGCUGCCAAAGGCCAAGAAGACUGAUCUUGCAAAUAUCGUCGAUCCCAUUCGACUUUCUGUAUUUGGCAACAGGUUCAUGGCUAUCGCAGAGCAAAUGGGUCGCAUGUUCCAAAAGACCUCCGUGUCUACGAACAUCAAAGAACGUCUGGACUUUUCCUGCGCAGUCUUCUCGCCAGACGGCAAGCUGGUCGCUAAUGCACCGCAUGUUCCGGUUCAUCUUGGAUCCAUGGAAUAUGCCGUUCGGUACCAGCAUGAAAAGCUUCGCGGUCAGCUCAAGCCAGGAGAUCAUAUUUGCACCAACCAUCCUGUAGCUGGUGGAACUCAUUUGCCCGACAUCACAAUCAUCACGCCCGUCUGGGACGACGCCGGGGAUAGUAUCAUCUUCUACGUGGCUAGCCGUGGCCAUCAUGCUGAGAUUGGGGGUAUACAUCCCGGCUCCAUGCCAUCUGACAGCCGCAUGCUAUAUGAGGAGGGUGCCAAGACUAUAGGUUUCAAAGUGGUCACGGAGGGAGUGUUCAACGAAGACGCAGUCAGAGCAUUCUUGUACGACGAACCAGCCUCAUACCCUGGCUGUAGUGGCACGCGAACAUACAAGGACAAUGUCUCUGACAUUAAAGCUGCGAUUGCCGCCAACCAAAAAGGGGCUCAUCUGAUUGACUCUCUUGUGGAGGAGUACUCUCUACCUACGGUACAUUUCUACAUGGACGCCAUCAAAACAAAUGCAGAGAUAGCUGUUCGAAAGUACCUCAAACAGGUGGCAGCCGAAGGCAACGGGGAGCCCUUGACAUUUUCCGACUUCAUGGAUGACGGAACUGAGAUCAAGCUCAAGGUUACAAUUGAUGGGGAGACUGGGAACAGCAUCUUUGACUUCACAGGGACUGGUCGAGAGACAUUCAACUGCCUCAAUGCGCCCAAAGCGAUCGCCCACUCCGCCAUUAUAUAUUGCUUGCGAGCCUUGAUCAAUGAGGAUAUUCCCCUGAACCAAGGCUGUCUUGCACCAACCGAAACCAUCAUCCCUGAGCAGUCAUUGCUGAAUCCAUCAGAACAUGCAGCAGUCUGUGCCGGAAAUCCCAUUACAUCUCAGCGGAUCACAGAUGUAAUACUCGGAGCUUUCAAAGCAUGUGCAGCUUCUCAGGGCUGCUGUAACGUGAUCUCAUUCGGUACGGGAGGUCUGGAUAGUAACGGCAACGAGACACCUGGCUUCGGUGUGGGUGAGACGAUUUGCGGAGGCUCAGGUGCAGGUCCUUCCUGGCAUGGGACUUCUGGAGUUCAAGUUCACAUGACCAAUACUCGUAUUACGGAUCCGGAAGUUUACGAGCUGAGAUACCCGAUCAUUCUCCGCCAAUUCUCUAUUCGUCAUGGCUCUGGAGGCCGGGGAAAGCACAGAGGAGGGAACGGCGUGAUUCGAGAGAUUGAAUUUCGAAUUCCAUUGUCUGUCUCGAUGCUGAGCGAGCGGAGAGUAAUUCGUCCGUAUGGUAUGGCGGGAGGUAAUGCAGGACAAGCGGGCCUGAAUCUCUUUGUUAAGAAAGACCCAGAUGGGAGCGAACGAGUGAUCAAUAUCGGUGGUAAGAUGGAACUGCGAACGCAGCCUGGGGAAUGCAUCGUCAUUCACACGCCCGGUGGAGGAGGCUGGGGUCGAGAAGACGAUGGAGCGAAUCUCAAAAGUGAUCCGAUCCUUGAGCAGAGCUUCAUCGAACGAGGGAGCGUAUUUAACUGGAAAGCAGCUGCUGAAGCUGGACAAUGA
Ramularia collo-cygni is the source of this 3963-nucleotide messenger RNA. Its product is annotated as related to 5-oxo-L-prolinase. The record is from RefSeq and is a predicted model, not a curated record. The transcript has 11 exons. Gene Ontology annotation, biological process: glutathione metabolic process. NCBI's taxonomy places the organism in Eukaryota, Fungi, Ascomycota, Dothideomycetes, Mycosphaerellales, Mycosphaerellaceae. Gene Ontology annotation, cellular component: cytosol. The coding region runs from base 1 to 3963 and encodes 1320 amino acids. Gene Ontology annotation, molecular function: 5-oxoprolinase (ATP-hydrolyzing) activity.